Messenger RNA from Mandrillus leucophaeus (drill), 2032 nucleotides. It is a transcript of the gene ATCAY, whose product is annotated as ataxia, cerebellar, Cayman type. The record is from RefSeq and is a predicted model, not a curated record. Gene Ontology annotation, biological process: apoptotic process. NCBI's taxonomy places the organism in Eukaryota, Metazoa, Chordata, Mammalia, Primates, Cercopithecidae. The coding region runs from base 226 to 1341 and encodes 371 amino acids. The transcript is spliced from 14 exons. Gene Ontology annotation, cellular component: cytoplasm.
GUUCCCACAGCAGCCUUGCAGAGCCAGUGUGCCUGAUAAACAGGCUGCCACCCAGCCCUGUUUCGGGCAUGAGGCUCCAUCCACUGCUCUGAAGGCCUGGGGAGCGUGAGCGAUGCCCAGCUGCACCCGGGCAGGGCUCGCCUUUGUUUGCCAGUAAGGAGGAGAGGCUGUCUCAGCUGCAGAGGGGUCACCCCUGCUUCAAGCCGGUGCCUCUUUCCGGCUCCUAUGGGGACCACAGAAGCCACGCUCCGGAUGGAAAACGUGGAUGUGAAGGAGGAAUGGCAGGACGAAGACCUUCCCAGGCCUCUCCCAGAAGAGACGGGGGUGGAAUUGCUUGGCAGCCCGGUAGAAGACACAUCCUCUCCUCCCAACACGCUAAACUUCAACGGAGCGCAUCGUAAGAGGAAGACGCUGGUGGCCCCAGAUAUCAACAUUUCUCUGGAUCAGAGUGAGGGAUCCCUGCUGUCCGAUGACUUCUUGGAUACCCCUGAUGACCUGGAUAUUAACGUGGAUGACAUCGAGACCCCCGAUGAGACUGACUCGCUGGAGUUCCUGGGGAAUGGCAACGAACUGGAGUGGGAAGAUGACACCCCCGUGGCCACCGCCAAGAACAUGCCCGGGGACAGCGCAGAUCUAUUUGGGGAUGGCACGACGGAGGACGGCGGUGCCGCCAACGGGCGCCUGUGGCGGACGGUGAUCAUCGGGGAGCAAGAACACCGUAUAGACCUGCACAUGAUCCGGCCUUACAUGAAAGUGGUCACCCACGGAGGGUACUAUGGCGAAGGCCUCAACGCCAUCAUCGUCUUCGCAGCCUGCUUCCUUCCAGACAGCAGCCUCCCCGACUACCACUACAUCAUGGAGAACCUCUUCCUGUACGUCAUCAGCAGCUUAGAGCUCCUGGUGGCUGAGGACUACAUGAUCGUGUACCUGAACGGCGCCACACCCCGGCGAAGGAUGCCGGGGAUCGGCUGGCUGAAGAAGUGCUACCAGAUGAUCGAUCGGAGAUUGCGGAAAAACCUGAAGUCCUUGAUCAUCGUCCACCCCUCGUGGUUCAUUCGGACUGUGCUGGCCAUCUCUCGCCCUUUCAUCAGCGUCAAGUUCAUCAACAAGAUCCAGUACGUGCACAGCUUGGAAGACCUGGAGCAACUCAUCCCCAUGGAACACGUCCAGAUCCCAGACUGCGUCCUGCAAUACGAAGAGGAAAGACUGAAGGCCAGGAGGGAGAGCGCGAGGCCCCAGCCGGAGUUUGUGAUGCCCAGAUCUGAAGAGAAGCCAGAGGUGGCACCAGUGGAAAACAGGUCUGCUCCAGUCACAGAAGAUCAGGAAACAAGCAUGUCCUGAGGCGACAUGAGCAUAACGAAAGACAUGAAAGAAGAUUCCAGAUGCCAGGAAACCUCUGUCAGACGCCCACUGGCCCCAGAUCUCAUCCUGCCUCAUCCUGAGUCCCAGUCUUCCAAGGGUGCCAGCCCCUCCGUUCAUCUCUGAAACCCAGCAUCCUUUUCAGCUGCUUGAAAACAUUGUAUUUUUUUUUUAACGAUGCAGUAUUCGUGCGUUCCAGAAAAGGGCCCAGCUCUGAGCCCCUCACCCUUCCACACUCACAAACUCUCAGCCGAGGAAGGCAAGAAGCGCAGGGGGUGGCCCGUGUGGCGUCGGUGGCCUCCGCUUCUGCUCGCAGCUGCCGUCGUCAGAGCUGGAUACAAGAUUCAAGACCCUUCUCUUGCUUGUCACCCGCUCUGGGUUGGAGCCACAGACGCCCACCACCACCCUGGCUGGGUCUGCGUCCUUUCCUGUGCCUUUCCCCCCAGAACGCGGCCCCGGACCUAGAAGCUCAACCCCCAGGAGGGCCACGUCCUGAGGUACCUCCUGGCCUCCGACCUUACGUCCAAAAUUCACACCCGUGGUUUUUCAUUUGACCCGCCCCCUUCUCGCUCAUAAUAACACCCAGCUCCUUUGAGAGGAUCAGAGCCCAUUGCACAAGAAGAGCUGCUGCCAACCAUCCUUGUCCUCUGAUUGCAAAACGACACCCCGGUAA